Messenger RNA from Daphnia magna, 1712 nucleotides. Its product is annotated as DNA-directed RNA polymerase II subunit RPB1. Bases 534 to 1544 code for a protein of 336 amino acids. NCBI's taxonomy places the organism in Eukaryota, Metazoa, Arthropoda, Branchiopoda, Diplostraca, Daphniidae. The record is from RefSeq and is a predicted model, not a curated record. The transcript is spliced from 2 exons.
CAAAGGUAGUUCUCACCUUUUUAUACGAUUCGUUCGAGAGGUAGGGUGCAAAUAAUGUAGCCACGUGGUUUUCCAUCAUCGACUCCUGAUUUCCGUUUGGUUUGAUCGGCCAACCCAAAGUUUUUACUUUGACUCUGCAUCGAUGGUUGGGUUGAUUUCUUUACACGAGACGAGUUUCGUUACUUAAUUCUUCCUUUUUGCAAGAGGAUGAGCACCGAUAAUUAGCGAUUGAUUGAAAAUAGCAGAACUAAAACCCAAAAAGAAAUGGCUACAUCCAACGUGUACGGAAGAUAAAAAGGCUGGGCGAGAAACUAGGAAUCUUGAGUUUGCAAUACAACAAAAGCCGCUGGGAUGUUGACAGGAUGCACGGGAAUCCCUGCCUCCAAAUGAGAGCUGCAGGUGCAUCAAAGUUGGUAUAAAAGGAGAGCUUUAGACGGACAAUUGAUCAGUUGAGCUUGCCACUUCUAUUCAGUUGCAGCUCUUCUGAGUUAAUUAAACUUUGUAUCUCUUCUAGAUUCUCAUACUUUGCCACCAUGGCUGUUAACGGCGUCAUGACCGCGACACUAUUGACGGUUUCCUUGCUGAUGUUGGGAUCGGCUUUGAGUGGACCUACGGCAUCUUCCUACACCACCCCAAUACCUUAUACUACACCGGCUUCUUACUACUCUUACACUGCCUAUACUACGAUGCCAUCUUCGUACACUACCAUGGCGCCCUACUACACCACCGUGGCUGCUUAUUACGCUACGAUGGCUCCCGCUUAUUACGCUACGAUGGCUCCCGCUUAUUACGCUACGAUGGCUCCCGCUUAUUACGCUACGAUGGCUCCCGCUUAUUACGCUACGAUGGCUCCCGCUUAUUACGCUACGAUGGCUCCGGCUUACGCUACGAUGGCUCCGGCUUACGCUACGAUGGCUCCGGCUUACGCUACGAUGGCUCCGGCUUACGCUACGAUGGCUCCGGCUUACGCUACGAUGGCUCCGGCUUACGCUACAAUGGCUCCGGCUUACGCUACAAUGGCUCCGGCUUACGCUACAAUAUCUCCCGGCUUACGCUACAAUGGCUAUUUGGCUCCCGCUCCCGCUACAAUGGCUCCCGCUUACCCCCCGAUGGCACCCGCUUACCCCCCGAUGGCACCCGCUUACCCCCCGAUGGCACCCGCUUACCCCCCGAUGGCACCCGCUUACGCUACAAUGGCACCCGCUUACGCUACAAUGGCUCCGGCUUACGCUACAAUGGCUCCGGCUUACGCUACAAUGGCUCCGGCUUACGCUACAAUGGCUCCGGCUUACGCUACAAUGGCUCCGGCUUACGCUACAAUGGCACCCGCUUACGCUACAAUGGCACCCGCUUACGCUACAAUGGCACCCGCUUACGCUACAAUGGCACCCUACUACACCACCAUGGCCCCCUACUACACCACCAUGGCCCCGUACUACACCACCAUGGCCCCCUACUACACAGCAUCUGAGUCCUACUACACUACCAUGGCAAGCUACUACAUGACAACGUCAAGGUACUACAGAGAUACUUCGUCAUACUAGUCGACUUACUACAUCAAAAACUUGCCUUUACACAUGCUCUAUUUUCUUACCUCGUUAUGUCUGUUAAAUGUACGUACCUUUGUUAAACAUUACUUUCUGUUGCUAUAAAGAUCCCAUUGAAUAAGAUGGUAUCAUAUAUUUCGUUAAUAAAAAAAUUUUACCAUCAAA